CAAAUCCAUUGCCUCUUCGGAUAUGGUUGUAUUGGGAAUGUCGUCCCCACGAUGAAAAAAGAAGCUAGAGAAGACGAUCAUGAAGUAGAAGUGCUGAAGGCAGUGGCACAAGCAUGGCAUGGUCGGUCAGGUAGCCCACGUCCCAUGAAAGAGCUCGAUACAGAACAUAGCCAUUACAACAGGGUUAGAUCCUGUUCACGUUUCAAGCUCGAAGCAAUCAACAUAGUCUCCAAGGAGCUUAGCAGCAGCAAGAACAGCAGCAGAUGGGAUUUCAGCCAGUCCUUAUGGGAUUCAUAUGAAAUAGUGACCUUGUCGAAGAAGCUAGAAGCUGGGCUGGUAUUGGAUCAUCCCAUGGAUGGAUCCGGUCCUGCUACUCGCAAGAGACGUCGAGAGAGUAAGAAUAGCCUACGGAACUUAUUUCACCGGAUCUCGUCGAAGAGAAUUGAUGAUUUGAAUAUACCUAGAAUUGAUGAUGAUAGUAAGGAUAAUUUUCAAAUUUCUAGUUGAUUACGAUAUUAUGGUGUUCAUGAUAUGUAUGCAAUUCAAUAUCUUAAUGUGCAAAUGGGGUGCUAGAAAGCAUGGCAAGCACACAUAAUCAUCAUUUGAAAAUAGUUACUUAAUUCAGCCAAAUCCCUAUUUAGCUAUGUAUUAGUUUGGUAUAAUAAAAUCUUAUUUUGAUUUAGUGAUUCA
Molecule: messenger RNA, 690 nt
Organism: Magnolia sinica
Lineage: Eukaryota; Viridiplantae; Streptophyta; Magnoliopsida; Magnoliales; Magnoliaceae
Exons: 1
Coding region: 52-507 (151 amino acids)
Source: RefSeq, a predicted model, not a curated record